AUGCAUAGAACGACACUCUCAUACACAGCUAUAGCCACACUCGUCGCCAUCUGCGCUACAGCAGCACCAACUCCUCAACCCACUAUCUUCCCACCCAUGAACUUUCACGGCGUACCACAACAGCGUCCCGGUCUUUGGGAGUACAAUAUAACCACCACAAACGACACUGUGAUUUCUCCUGACGUGUCUCAUGUUGAUGAGCAGGAAGGGGAUGGUAAUCACAGUGCAUCUGUUCUGGGCAAGCGGAACGAAAAUGUCAAUGAGCUUGUGGAUUUUACGAGGUUCAAGGCUGAGGAGAUGGAGGAGUUGAAGGUGGAGAGUAGGAGAUCUUUCGGCGGAGGCGAGGAGGGAAAGAAGGAGGAAGAGGAGCAGACGAUUAUGCUUGGGGCGCCGAUCUCUUUUCCUCGUGGCGAAGGGGAUCAGCAAUAG
Messenger RNA from Aureobasidium subglaciale EXF-2481, 429 nucleotides. RefSeq lists its product as uncharacterized. The record is from RefSeq and is a predicted model, not a curated record. NCBI's taxonomy places the organism in Eukaryota, Fungi, Ascomycota, Dothideomycetes, Dothideales, Saccotheciaceae. Bases 1 to 429 code for a protein of 142 amino acids. The transcript has a single exon.